Melopsittacus undulatus (budgerigar) is the source of this 2273-nucleotide messenger RNA. RefSeq names its product phosphodiesterase 7A (gene PDE7A). The record is from RefSeq and is a predicted model, not a curated record. Gene Ontology annotation, molecular function: 3',5'-cyclic-AMP phosphodiesterase activity. NCBI's taxonomy places the organism in Eukaryota, Metazoa, Chordata, Aves, Psittaciformes, Psittaculidae. The coding region runs from base 44 to 1498 and encodes 484 amino acids. The transcript has 13 exons.
AGGCCGCUGCCCUGCGGCGGGUCGGCGCACGGAGGCUUCUUCAAUGGAAGUAUGUUACCAGCUGCCGGUGCUGCCGCUGGACAGACCGGUGCCGCAGCACGUCCUCAGCCGCAGAGGGGCCAUCAGCUUCAGCUCCAGCUCCGCGCUCUUCGGCUGCCCCAACCCCCGGCAGCUCUCGCAGAGACGUGGAGCUAUUUCCUAUGACAGCUCCGAUCAGACUGCGUUGUACAUUCGUAUGCUAGGAGAUGUGCGAGUAAGAAGUCGGGCAGGAUUUGAAACAGAGAGAAGAGGUUCUCAUCCAUACAUUGAUUUCCGUAUUUUUCACUCAAAUUCUGAAAUCGAAGUGUCUGUGUCUGCGAGAAAUGUGAGAAGGUUGCUUAGUUUCCAGCGAUACCUGAGAUCUUCCCGUUUUUUCCGUGGUAUCACUGUUCCAAAUUCUUCAAACAUUUUAGAUGAUGAUUAUAAUGGACAAGCAAAGUGUAUGCUGGAGAAGGUUGGAAAUUGGAAUUUUGAUAUUUUUCUUUUUGAUAGACUGACAAAUGGAAACAGUCUUGUCAGCUUAACCUUUCAUCUGUUUAAUCUUCAUGGACUAAUUGAACAUUUCCAGUUAGAUACGAUGAAACUUCGUAGAUUUUUGGUUAUGGUUCAAGAAGAUUAUCACAGUCAAAACCCUUACCAUAAUGCAGUUCAUGCUGCUGAUGUGACUCAGGCCAUGCACUGUUACUUAAAAGAGCCCAAGCUUUCCAAAUCUUUAACUCCAUGGGAUGUCCUGCUCAGCUUAAUAGCCGCUGCCACACAUGAUUUGGAUCACCCAGGCGUUAACCAACCUUUCCUAAUUAAAACAAACCAUUACUUAGCAACUUUAUAUAAGAAUACCUCAGUAUUAGAGAACCAUCACUGGAGAUCAGCAGUGGGGUUGCUGAGAGAGUCUGGUUUAUUUGCACACAUGUCAUUAGAAAACAGGCAGCUGAUGGAAAGUCAGAUAGGUGAUCUCAUUCUUGCCACAGACAUCAGUCAGCAAAAUGAGUAUCUGUCCAUGUUCCGAUCCCAUCUGGAUAGAGGAGACCUAUGUUUAGAGAAUCCAAACCAUCGUCACUUCAUUUUACAGAUGGCUUUGAAGUGUGCUGAUAUUUGUAAUCCAUGUCGGACGUGGGAGCUGAGUAAGCAGUGGAGUGAAAAAGUGACAGAAGAGUUCUUCCACCAAGGAGAUAUUGAAAAAAAGUAUCACUUGGGUGUGAGUCCACUUUGUGACCGACAGACAGAAACUAUCGCCAACAUCCAGAUUGGGUUUAUGACCUACUUAGUGGAACCACUGUUUGGGGAAUGGGCCCGGUUUUCCAACACGAGGCUGUCGCAGACGAUGCUUGGUCACCUGGGACUGAACAAGGCCAGCUGGAAGGGGAUGCAGAGGGAACAGACUGGCAGCGGUGACGAUGUUGACCCCGCUUUUGAGGAAAUGGACUCAGACAUAUUACCUCAGGAACCUCGACUGUCCUGACCUCAGUCUUCAUGACAAAACUGCCUCUUCUCUUGGUAUCUGCGUGGUUGGAUUAAAGGAGAUACUUGCCAGCCCAAGGCUUUGGUAAGAUAAUAAACCGAUGCCAGCAUUAUUUAUUUCCAAGUUUUCCUUUGACACAGACCAUUUGAACUAGAAUUUUUUAACCUGCAAGAUCUGAACACAGAGCAAUAUGCAUACGCCUCAGUUGGUUUUCGUUCGGAACCUUGAAUAUGCAAAGCACAGCAGUGACUGAGCCUCGGAGGAACAGUACGAAAACUUCAUUGUGCCACAUGGCUUUGGGGUUGUUUGUUUCUUUUUUGUGAUACCUGGAAUACGCUCUUCAAAUCUAAGACUUGAGAUGGAUUGUUCCAUUUUCUUGGAAUUUAGCAAGACUUGGAUAAAUGUGUUCAAAGCAUACCUUCCACUCAGUCCCUGUUUUAAUACCGAAAUGUGAAGUGCCCAUCCUCUGCUGCCUCUGGCAAGACUUGAUGUUUACAAAUGUACUCUGAAACUAUCGGUUCUAGACUUAACCUUUGCGCAUGGCUGUGAAGGAACCACUUGACUUGGGGGUUUGUUUUUCUUUUGCUUUUUUAAAGGAAAAAGAUCAAAGCGGAGACUGCAGCUCGUGUUUCUUUGGAUGCCAGAAAAGCCUCCCAUUUGCCAUGAUUUUGUUUGUGCACUGGGAACUGAGCAUUCAUCAUAGAGCACAGCCAAGCUUUCUUCCAGUGCUAUAUGGGAAUGCAAGUUUUUUUUAAUGGCGGAAAACACUUCUGAA